CUUGCCAAACUCCAGUCAAUCACUUUAAAAUUUGAAGUUUCACUCACUCACGCCAUCCAAUGCUUUACCUCCUUAUUUCUUUUUUCUCUUUCAUCCUCCUUUCCAAGUCCUUCACUCACCACAAGCCAAUGUUACAGACAUGGGAGGAUAACAUCAGAUUAAUCUCACUCAAGUUUUGGAGUGGAUCUUCAAGUUUUCUCCAGAAAAACUGGAUUUCACUCCAACCCAUCACCUCCAAAUUAAAAAAGAUGGUGACUUCUGGUUCAAAUGUGGAGGGGCAGAGAGAGGAGAGAGAAACUAGUCUCUCUCUCCUGGAUUUACCCGACUUGGCCUUGAGCUGCAUUCUUGAGAAGCUUCCCCCAUCUGGGUUGUGCUCCAUGGCAGCAGUUUGUUCUUCUCUAAGGGAGAGCUGCAGAAGUGAUCACUUGUGGGACAACCAUAUCAAGCACAAAUGGGGUACACUUAUUGGGCCUGCUGCUUACAGACAAUGGCAACUGCAUGUGGCCUCAAGAAAUAGAAUCAGACAUUUCUGUCUUAAGACCAAGAAAAAAGGUCUAAUGGAGUCCCUUGCGGCUAUCAUUUUGCCUUCCACAUGGACUACUCUGCCACAAUCAGUAACUUGUGUGUGUAAUUGUAAAGUGAAGGCUAGCAGUCGUAGUUUACCAGUCCAUUCGAUCAUGUCUCUGUGUCUCUCUCUCGAAAGUGGCAAGUUCUGGUUCCCGGCUCAGGUCUACAACCGCGAGCAUGGUAAUCUAGGGUUUCUGCUGUCUUGUUAUGAUGCACAACUGCGCUAUGAUUCGUGGACAAACACAUUUCAAGCACGGUAUUCACCUUAUGGGCGGAGGGUAGUAGAGGAAAAUAUACCAUGGGAUAGAUUAAGAGCGGCUCCAGUUGAUACUCCUCCUUACAAACUUCAUGUUUCUGAUUGUUUACAUGACUUAAAACCCGGUGAUCAUAUUGAGAUCCAGUGGAGAAGAAACAAUGAAUAUCCUUAUGGUUGGUGGUAUGGUGUCAUUGGUCACUUAGAGUUGUGCAAUGGGAAUGUGAAUCACUGCCGUUGUCACUACAAUGAUAUAGUAGUGCUGGAGUUCCAUCAUUACACUCCUGGAUCCCGGUGGAGACAAAUGACGAUAAACAGGAAGGACCAUCGAGAAGAAGGCAAUGAAGCAGACGGCUUCUAUGGAGGAAUCCGAAAGCUUUACAAUGAUGAGGAAAUUGCAAGGUGGAAGCGUUUAUGGCCGAGCCAAGUUCUGGAAUAAACCUUCUACUAUUACUCCUAUCCAUUCUGUAAAUAAUUAAGCUCCCUUUCCCCCUCUCUUUUUGCUGUUGAGAUGUGAAUGAAGAUCAAAAUAACACUCGACGUGUUCUCAAGUAGAAACCUCAACAGAAGUAUGUAACUGUUUAGAAAGCUGAAAAAUUGAGUUACAAAAGCCCUCACUGCUCUCACCCAUAUCUAAACCAAUUCUCCUAUUUAGAAGAGUGUGAUCAAUGUUAUCAAAACAACCAACAAUGUCUGCUUUGAAAAAUUGAUCUACUGUCCCCCAACUAUCAACAUGCUUGAAGAAUGUGAAGCCCAAGCGCCCCUUGUUGGGCUGUUGUGUUUUUUUUUGAUUUUUUUUUUUUUUUUUUUUUUUUUUUUGGUUGUUUGCUAGGUCCGGCCGAUCUCCCCUUUUAUGUGAAGCCUAAUACCAACCCGGCCUUUGUUGAAAUCGGCCCGAGGCCUGCUCGAAACCUAGCCUUUUGUCCUUGCCCCACCCGUGCCUUUUCCCCAUUUCCCUUGGCCAUUCCAGAAAUUAAGCCCAAAGCUGUCCCUUCAAAACGUGCCGUCCCACACUUCUUCAACUUCACCCACUUGCCAAGGUUACGUUGAAGGUUGUGGCUGGUGGAUGAAGGUAUGAAAGUGCAGAGAAGGUGCUGCAACUUGAAGCUUGCUGCCGCUGUUUUGGGGCUAGGGCCCGUGGGUAAAGUGGGGGUUUUUCAUGUUUCUGACGGAAUAUUUGCUUAACCUGUUGGGUGGAACAGGUUAUUGGCAUAGAUAGGAGCUGAUUAGUCACCAUAAAAUGUAGAGAAGGAUAUAAGUAGCCAUAUAAUAUGUAACAAGGACCUUGUGAAUGGAGAAAAAUGAUGAGAAAGUUGAUGUUUAAAGUUGUUUUGUUUGUA
This is a messenger RNA of Pyrus x bretschneideri (Chinese white pear), 2160 nucleotides long. Its product is annotated as F-box protein At2g26850. Gene Ontology annotation, molecular function: protein binding. NCBI's taxonomy places the organism in Eukaryota, Viridiplantae, Streptophyta, Magnoliopsida, Rosales, Rosaceae. The record is from RefSeq and is a predicted model, not a curated record. The transcript has 5 exons. Bases 60 to 1259 code for a protein of 399 amino acids.